Molecule: messenger RNA, 679 nt
Organism: Triticum urartu
Lineage: Eukaryota; Viridiplantae; Streptophyta; Magnoliopsida; Poales; Poaceae
Source: RefSeq, a predicted model, not a curated record
CAUGACUAAAAACCAGUGUUCCUCGGUCCACCCCACCCUGGCUCCUCUCCCCACGAUCUCCUCGCCGCCUCCACCACCCACCCCGGCCAGUUCCGGCGAGCAUCGGUCGUGCGCAAUAUUCCCCCAAGCUCCGCCCCUCCAUCCAGAUCCGACAUGGUUGCAGUUCCUACAUGGCCACCCUCUUCUCCACCGCGCUCUCGCACCACUUCAUCCCGCUCCUCCGCCGCCUCCUUUGCCUGCGGCCCGCUGCGCGCCGUGUCGGCGCUGCUGGUGCCGCGGAGGCGGCUCCUGCUGCCCAUGGCCAUGGGGGACGCCGGGGGGGACAGAGCGAGGGCGCCGGGGGAGGAUCUGCCAUUCCCGGUGACGGCGCAACAGAGGAGGAGCUGAGCUGUUGUGCGCGCCGGACAAGGAGCUCAAAUCCUGCUCCGGGAGGCAACGCACAGGAAGUAGCAGCUGAGCCAGAGGAGAUGCAUGGGAGGGAACGCGUCGUUGCCGUCCGCCUGACACCCCCGCUUCUUCUCCGCCGUCGGCGUCGUCCCCAUGAUUCAGCUGUUCUCUUGCCAGAUCUGAAUGAACAGGGCAUCUCAAAGUGGGUGCAUCUGCAUCGGGCAACCCAACUUCUUCACCAUGAUUGAGCUGAUCAAUCUUCACAUCUGAAUGAACAGGGCAUCCAUCCAUC